AUGCCUUAUUUGGCUGACUGUAAACGAGGAACAGCCAACAGGCAUGGCUACUUCUUGGCGCAGGCUCUACGCUACACUGUGGAGGAGAUCAAUAAUAGCAGUCAGCUCUUGCCCGGCAUCAGUCUAGGCUACCAAACGUAUGACACUUGUUCAGUUCCAGCUAGCAUUCUGGCGACAGUUGAUCUGUUAGCUCAGCAGCAUAACAAAGUGAAUGUGGAGUCCCGAGCUGUGGCACUUAUUGGACCAGACAGCAGCAGCUAUGCCUUCACUCCAGCUGCUGCACUGAGUUCUUACCUGCUACCUGUGAUCUCAUACGAAGCUUCAAAUGAAAUGCUGAGUAACAAAUACCUGUACCCGUCUUUCUUCCGCACCAUUCCCAGUGAUAAGAACCAGGUGCAUGCCAUGUUAGGGAUUCUAGUGAAAUUUAACUGGACCUGGGUAGCCGUUCUCGGCAGUGACAAUUCGUAUGGUCUGCAGGGAAUGUUAAGCCUGUCCCAGCAGGCAUCAGAUUAUGAUGUGUGCAUUGCUUAUCAAGCUGUGAUUCCGAGCCUUACGGCCGACACAUCCCAAAGGAUUCGAGACAUUGUCAGAAAUAUAAUUAAAACUAAAGUAAAUACUAUAAUUGUGUUUUCCAGCAAGAGAAUAGCUAAAGGUUUUUUUCGUUUUGUGAUUGAGGAGAAUGUAACAGGGAAGGUGUGGAUUGGCUCAGAAGACUGGUCUGUUGCAACCCUGAUAUCCGAUGUACCAGGAAUCAGUACUAUUGGCACUGUCUUGGGUAUAGCAAUUAAAUACACAGCUUUUUCUGGAUUUCAAGAUUUUGUAAACCUUUCUCUAAAACUUAGAAAUGUUAGUACUUCCAAUGACAAAAUCAGUGUCCCAUGCUUGCAAAACAAAGACCCAAACAUAAUGGAAGGUCUGCAGUAUGUAAUGGGGAAUUAUGAUAUUACGUCCUCCUUCAAUGUCUAUCAGGCAGUGUAUACUGUGGCUAACGCUUUACACCAUGUCCUCGGGUGUGACUCCAAAAAAUGUCAGAAAAAUGAAGCUCAGCCAUGGCAGGUCCUUCAGCAUUUAAAACAAGUGCGUUUUUCCAUCAGAAACACUUCAGUAUAUUUUGAUAGUAAUGGAGAUCCACCCACAGGAUAUGACAUUGUCUCGUGGGUAUGGAAAAACACAACAUGGUCACUCAGAGUGGUGGGAACAUUUACUCCACAUUCCAUAGAUAUUCAGGUGGACCCUUCUCAGAUUCAGUGGCAGGGAGAGAUUUCAGGAAUAACCAAUGUAAGUGUGCCUGAGUCACGGUGCUCCCCAGAAUGCACCUAUGGGCACAGAAGGCUGCAGAUUGGACAACAUAAGUGCUGUUUCAAGUGCAUAGAGUGCCCUGCUUCCACAUUCCUCAACGAAACUGGAUCUACCAGCUGCCAGUCAUGUAAACAAGACCAGUGGUCUUUACCCAAGAGUGAGGAAUGUCUGAACAGAACAUUACUGUACCUGCGAUGGAGUGCUCCGUUAGCAAUCAUGCUGCUGUUCCUACUGGCACUUACUCUGCUGCUCACCCUGGUCACUGCUGUCAUUUUUCUUCUAAACCUCAGCACCCCGGUGGUGAAGUCUGCUGGUGGUAGAACCUGCCUGCUGAUGCUGCUUUCCCUGACUGCAGCUUCUUGCUGCACAUUGUUGCACUUUGGCCUGCCUUCAAGAGGCACCUGUGUGUUUAGAAAAUCCCUUUUUAUCCUUAGCUUUACUGUGUGCCUGACCUGCAUGACUGUCCGGUCCUUCCAGGUGGUCUACAUAUUCAAAUGGUCCUCAAAAUUUCCCAGAUUCUACGAGACCUGGAUAAAAAAUCGAGGCCCAGAUGUUUUCAUCCUGAUCACCUCCUUGGGGGAAUUUCUCAUCUUUGUAAUUGGUGCGACUGUAAGUCCAUCUGUUCCAUUAAAAAACUAUGAUUUCUAUUAUGACUGUAUCAUACUAGAGUGCAGUAAGAAUAUGGCUCGAGUGCUCGUCGAGAUUCUGUACGUCUUUCUUCUGAGCGUUUUCUGUUUCUGCCUAAGCUAUAUAGGGAAAGACCUGCCAGCCAAUUACAAUGAGGCCAAGUGCAUUACCUUCAGCCUUAUGAUUUAUUUCAUCUCCUGGAUUUCUUUCUUCACAGCCUACAGCAUUAACAGAGGAACUUUAUCUAUGGCCUUAGAGGUGGCUGCCAUACUGUUUAGUGUUCUUGGGAUACUUAGUGGAUACUUUUUACCUAAAGUGUACAUCAUUUUGCUAAAACCUCAAAUGAAUACCACUGCCCACUUUAAAAACUGCAUUCAAAUGUAUACUAUGAACAAAUAAUGUGUGCACAUGUGUAAUAAAGCUCAGUGGGCCAGUGAUAGCUCAGUGGUUAAGGUACUGGACUAGUAAACAGAAGGUUGCCGGUUCAAGCCCCGCCACCACCAAGUUGCCACUGUUGGGUCCCUGAGCAAGGCCCUUAACCCUCAAUUGCUCAUUGUGUAAGUCGCUUUGGAUAAAAGCGUCUGCUAAGUGCUGUAAAUGUAAAUGUCUACUUGAGUUAGUCACGAAAUACUUUUAGUUGCAUUUUUAUGUGAAGCAAAGCAUUAAGUCUACUUUGUAGAAUAAUGGUUGUAGCAUUGCUGAUUGUGAUAAUGUGAACGUUGUUGUUUUAUUCACUUACACUAAAUAGAC
Messenger RNA from Trichomycterus rosablanca, 2676 nucleotides. RefSeq names its product taste receptor type 1 member 1. The coding region runs from base 1 to 2325 and encodes 774 amino acids. NCBI's taxonomy places the organism in Eukaryota, Metazoa, Chordata, Actinopteri, Siluriformes, Trichomycteridae. The transcript has 7 exons. The record is from RefSeq and is a predicted model, not a curated record. Gene Ontology annotation, molecular function: G protein-coupled receptor activity. Gene Ontology annotation, biological process: G protein-coupled receptor signaling pathway. Gene Ontology annotation, cellular component: plasma membrane.